AUGCCACCAACCGCCUUGGAGUGUGCUCGCCUCGACGACUCGUUCGGUCCCCAUGCCGGCGAGUGUCGGGGCGGCUUCGACUUCACUCUGCUCUUUGAGGAGACAGUUCUAACACUCCUUCCGGUGGGCCUUUUGCUACUCGUGCUUCCCGCUCGAAUUUGGCAUCUCUGGAAGCGAGAGAAGAAAGUGGUAGCCGGGAAUCACUUCGCAGCAAUCAAGAUUGUUGCUUGGCUAGUCCUCGGUGUACUGCAGCUCACUGAGCUGAUUCUCUGGGCGACCCCCUCAGCUGUCCGGACACGGCCGACUCUACCUGGCGCAGCACUCAGUCUAGUCUCGGUUCUCGGCCUCUGCUUCCUCUCAUACGUCGAGCAUACCCGUGCGGUUCGGCCCUCGACGCUUCUCAACGGGUACCUGCUUGCCACGCUCCUGUUUGAUACUGCCCACGCGCGAACCUUGUGGCUCCGUGCAGCAGACCAUCUUAAUCAUGUCGUUGCAUACAUAUGCACUACUGCCGUUGUGGUCAAGCUGAUUGUGCUUGCGCUGGAGGUCCUCGACAAGCGUCGCUUGCUCCGUCCCGAGUACAGGGCUCAGCCGCCUGAGGCAACUAGCAGCAUCUACAACCGGUCUUUCUUCUGGUGGCUCAACCCGCUGUUCCGGCAGGGAUACAGCCAUGAACUGGAAGUCGGUGACUUGUUCGUGCUCGACAAGCAUCUUCAGGCAUCGUACUGUUACAAGCGCUUCGCUGCAGCAUGGAGUUCAGUCACCAAGAAGUCACCCUACUCUCUGCUGGGGGAAUCCUACGCCGUCCUCGCAUGGCCCAUUCUCCAGACUAUUCCGCCACGCGCCUGUCUCAUUGCCCUCUCCUUCUGCCAGCCAUUCCUGAUCAACCAUGCCAUCACUCUGUCCCAGCAGGCCAUCACGGAUGAGACGACACAGAAGGGCUACGGCCUCAUUGGCGCCUAUUUCUUGGUUUAUGUCGGCAUUGCGGUCUCCAUGGGCCAGUACCAGCAUCGCACCUACCGCACCAUCGCCAUGGUCCGCGCGGGCCUCGUCUCCAUGGUCUAUCGCAAGACAGGCACCCUGAGCAUCAGGGACAUGGACCCGGCCACGUCGAUGACGCUCAUGAGCGCUGACAUGGAGCGCAUCGUUCAGGGCUGGCAAACCAUGCACGAGAUCUGGGGCAACUCGGUCGAAGUCGGCGUCGCCAUCUACCUGCUCGAGCGGCAGCUGGGCGUGGCUUGUGUGGUGCCCGUUGCCGUGUCGAUUUUAUCCUUGCUCGGCUCCAUCUUCGCCAUGAACUUCAUCAUGUCCCGCCAGGCCAUGUGGCUUGAGGCCAUCGAGAAACGUAUCUCGGCCACGUCGGCAAUGCUCGCCUCUAUGAAGGGCGUUAAGAUGUGUGGGCUGAAGGAUAUACUCCUUGAAAACCUCCAGAAGCUUCGGGUUGAUGAGCUGCGUAUCUCAAAGCGGUUUCGACGGUUGAUCAUCUGGAAUAUGGUCUUCGCCUACGUAACUCAAGUCUUCGCGCCCGUCCUGACCUUCACCGUCUUCUCCCUCCGUGCCCGCGACAGCGGAGACAAGACCCUGGACACGGCACGCGUCUUCACCGCUCUCUCCCUGUUUGCCCUGCUCUCGGAGCCGCUCGCCUCCCUGGUCAUGGCCCUGGCCGCCUAUCUGGGCGCCGUUGGCAGCUUCGUCCGCAUCCAGCAAUUCCUCGACUCGGAGGAGCGCACGGGCUUGCCGAAGCCGAAGCCAGAGGAACAAGGCGAGAAACCCAAGAUCGACAACGCGUCAGCUUACGCCCUCACCGUUCAGGAUGCCGAUUUUGGAUGGGACCCCGCUAAAGAGCCCUUGUUGAAGGGCAUCAGUCUCUCUAUUCCCUGGCACAAGCUCACUAUGGUCGUCGGCCCCGUCGGCUGCGGCAAAUCAACCCUGAUGCAGGCUCUUCUCGGCGAGGUCCCGCCACUGAAAGGCUCCGUGAGCUUGGGGUCGACAAGCAUUGCCUACUGCGCCCAGGACCCCUGGCACAUGAACGGCACCAUCAGGGAGGCUGUCGUUGGCUGCGGAGAGUAUGACGAGAAGUGGUAUGCCCGUGUUGUGCAUGCUUGCGCUCUCAAACGAGAUUUCCGAGAACUGCCUCUGGGUGAUGCCACGCGGAUCGGCAGCGGCGGUGUCGCAUUGAGCGGUGGGCAGAGUCAACGCAUUGCUUUGGCGCGUGCUAUAUAUGCUCGCAGAAAGAUUAUUAUCCUGGACGACGUCUUGAGCGGUCUAGAUAAUACCACAGAGCAGCACGUCUUCCAUGACCUUCUCGGCAAGAAUGGGAUCCUUCGCGAGACCAAAGCCACUGUGCUAGUUGUAUCUUCAUCUGUCAAGCGUCUCCCCUAUUCAGAUCACAUUAUAUGUCUCAGCCCGAACGGCGAGGUCAACUGCCAAGGCACAUUCGCGGCCCUCAAUGACGCCGGGAGCUACGUGUCCUCGUUCAACUUGCCACGCGCUGACUGGUCGUACACCCCUGAGGAUCCUGACGAAGAAACACCACGGCUUCAGCUUGACAAGGACGAAGCGGGCCUGGCAACUCCGCAGGCCAAUGAGGUCGACUCUCGCGGCUCGCUUACGUCGAGCGAGACUGCUUGCCCAGCCGACGGAGAAGACAGGACCAGCCGACGGACGGGCGACGUGCAGAUCUACCUCUACUACAUCAAGUCGGUUGGCUUGUGGGCAAGCCUAAUCUUUGUGUUGGCGAUUGUCGGCUUUGUCUUCUGCAUGUCGUUCCCGACCAUCUGGGUGCAGUGGUGGGCUGCCUACAACGAAUCCAACCCUAACGGCAGGCUGGGAUACUGGCUUGGAAUUUACGCCAUGCUUGGUGGCGUCGCCAUCGUGUGUCUGUUCGUCAGCUGCUGGCAAAUGAUUAUCACCAUGGUACCGCUAUCUGGCGAGAAGUUCCACUUCGCCCUGCUCAACACAGUCCUCAGCGCGCCUCUGUCCUUCUUCGUCAACACAGAUUCCGGCGUGACCCUGAACCGCUUCAGCCAGGACCUUCAGCUGAUCGAUAUGGAGCUGCCCACUGCGGCCCUCAAUACCUUUGCCACGUUUGUCCUGUGCCUUGCACAAAUGGCGCUCAUCGGCUACGGUUCUGUCUACGCGGCCAUCUCGUUCCCCAUUGUGCUUUUUACUUUGUUUCUUAUCCAAAAGGUAUACCUGCGCACCUCGCGGCAGCUCCGCCUGAUGGACAUCGAAACCAAGGCACCGCUCUACUCGCUCUUUGAGGAAUCGCUCAGCGGGCUAGCCACGAUCCGCGCCUUUGGGUGGCAGGACGCCCUGAACGACAAGAAUUUUCAGCUCUUGGACCGCUCGCAGCGGCCGUUCUAUCUCUUGUUUGCCGUCCAGCGCUGGCUGACGCUCGUCCUGGAUCUCGUCGUCGCCGCUGUUGCUGUGCUGCUCAUGGUCCUGGUUGUGCAGCUUCGCGGCACCAUGGCGGCCGGCGGGGUCGGUCUCGCGCUUCUCAAUGUGAUCCAGUUUAGCCAGAACAUCAAGCUGCUGGUUACCUUCUGGACGAUGCUUGAGACGCAUAUCGGCUCAGUGGCUCGUAUCAGGAGCUUCACUGAGAAUGCUGUGUCGGAGGAUCAGCCGGAGGAGAAGGAGACGCCGCCUCCGGGAUGGCCGUCAACGGGCGCGAUUGAGUUUGAGAAUCUGUCUGCUGCCUACAAUCGUGAUGAGCUCGUUCUCAAGCAGGUCUCCCUUUCCAUCAAAGCCGGUGAAAAAAUUGGCGUUUGCGGAAGGACCGGCAGUGGCAAGACUUCUCUCAUCAUGAGCCUCUUCCGCCUUGUAGACAUGCAAGGCGGGUCUAUCCGGGUGGAUGGCGUGGACAUUGCCACCCUCCCAAGGCAAGAUGUCCGCAGCAAGAUCGUCGCUGUGCCGCAGCACCCCUUCCUCCUCAAGGGUUCAGUCCGUCUCAACGCGGAUCCGAUCGGAGCCGCCUCGGACGAAGAGAUCAAGGAGGCACUGAAGUGCGUGCAGGUGAUGGAGACCGUCGAGAAGAACGGUGGGCUGGACGCCGAUAUCGACGCUCUGAACCUGUCAGUCGGACAGAAGCAGUUGUUCUGUCUCGCUCGUGCCAUGCUCCGCCCCAGCACCAUUCUCAUUCUUGAUGAAGCCACCAGCAGCAUCGACGCAAAGACCGAAGAUGUGAUGCAGCGCCUCAUCCGCAGGAAAUUUGCCAGCCACACCAUCAUCGCCGUGGCCCACAGGAUUGACACAAUCAUGGACUUUGAUAAGGUCGCUGUCCUGGACGCUGGAAGGCUUGUCGAGUUUGACAGUCCCUACAACCUCCUCGACGUGCCCGAGUCGGCUUUUGCGAAGCUGUACAAUGCAGCGCAGGCCGAGGAGGAUGAAGAGUUGGUCGAAAGGAAUUUGUCCUGAUUGGGUUUAGUGUUACCCGAGCAUGAGAACGAAUGAUGGUUGGUGAUAACAAGGAGCUUGGGAUUAGCGACGCGUCAAAUGCAGAAUAGUACUUCGUG
Molecule: messenger RNA, 4514 nt
Organism: Parathielavia appendiculata
Lineage: Eukaryota; Fungi; Ascomycota; Sordariomycetes; Sordariales; Chaetomiaceae
Product: ABC transporter
Exons: 13
Coding region: 1-4416 (1471 amino acids)
Biological process (GO): transmembrane transport
Cellular component (GO): membrane
Molecular function (GO): ATP binding; ABC-type transporter activity; ATP hydrolysis activity
Source: RefSeq, a predicted model, not a curated record